Molecule: messenger RNA, 721 nt
Organism: Capsicum annuum
Lineage: Eukaryota; Viridiplantae; Streptophyta; Magnoliopsida; Solanales; Solanaceae
Product: 40S ribosomal protein S26-3
Exons: 5
Coding region: 184-567 (127 amino acids)
Biological process (GO): translation
Cellular component (GO): ribosome; cytosolic small ribosomal subunit
Molecular function (GO): structural constituent of ribosome; mRNA binding
Source: RefSeq, a predicted model, not a curated record
AAUGAGCCACUUUUAUUUUGGGCUUUCAACAAAGCCCAUAUAAAUGAAAGCCCAUAUAAAUGAAAGCCCAAUAUAAAACAUCUAUCGUUAUUAACAUUACCCCUUCUCAUUUCACUGUGAAAAAAACCCUAAGCUUCUCAUAGAGCCGCACAGUUUGUUCAACAAGCUCAUCCAGAACGAAAAAUGACUUUCAAGCGAAGGAAUGGAGGUCGUAACAAGCAUGGACGUGGACAUACCAAGUUCAUUCGUUGCUCUAAUUGCGGAAAAUGCUGCCCUAAGGAUAAAGCCAUCAAGAGGUUCCUUGUGAGGAACAUUGUUGAGCAAGCUGCUGUGCGUGAUGUUCAGGAAGCUUGUGCUUUUGAAUUGUACACUCUUCCUAAGCUCUACUUGAAGAUGCAGUACUGUGUUUCGUGUGCAAUUCACUCCAAGGUGGUUAGAGUCCGUUCCCGUACUGAUAGGAGAGUUCGUGAGCCUCCACAGCGUUUCAGGCGCCCAAGGGAUGAUCUCCCAAAGGCAGGACAAGCUCCACGCCCCGCUGGAGGACCCCCUGCUGCAGCUCGCACUUAAGUUGUUAGGCUUCAGGUUUUGAUUAAUCUGAUAGUAUGGCGUGUUUUACAUGUGGUUUUGACAGUGUACUGUUUUCAUUUAGACUAUGGGACCUAUUACCAUGUUAUGGAAUUGAAUUUGAAUGGAAAACUGAGAUUUAAAAUUUCUGAUUGAA